AUGCACGAGAUUGUCACUGUUUCGGUGGGGCCCCACCCAAACAACAUCGUCACCCACUUCAACAACGUCCAGGAGGACAAGCUGUAUCUCGCGCCACGGCUCGCAGACAACCCCACAGACCCAGCCGUCCACAUGGAGCCCGUCAGACAGGGCACCAGCUUCUCGUUCUACCCGCGCUCGGUGCUCUGGGAGUACGAGAACGGCUACGGCGCGUUACAGAAACACACAUCCCUCAACAUCGACCCCACCGGGUACGAGGUGAUCGCUAAACCUAAAGUCGCCCGAAACAGGUACCAGGACCUUCUGGACGACGCACAGCCAACAAACAACGUCCUCCACCAGGAUUCCGUCAGGUACUGGUCCGACUUCUCGCGCGUGCUGUACAAGCCGGAAUCGCUGCUCAACGUGUCCAAUUGGCAGUACGACUACAAAAAUCAGACAGGGUUCCUGAAAAUGCACCCGGAACGCCAUUUCGAGGGCUACGACGUGGGAGCAGCAGAAUACGGCAACAAGGAAACCGACUUUGUCGACACAACGUUCAGGUACGCUUUGGAGAAGUGCGACCUGGUGAGUGGGCUGAACUUGGUGACGGAAAUCGAUACAGCGUGGGGUGGGUUUUCCGACCAGUUACUGCUGGAUAUCCGAGACGAGUACGCCAAGACACCGGUUUCGACGUGGGGGUUGGUGAAGGACGACGCGCGACUCAACUUCCCGCUGCUGUUGAGCCGGAUCAGGGCGAUUGUCGGGCUCGUGCAGAACUCGUCGCUGUUCUUCCCGCUCAACAGUGCCCCGGAGCUGCCGCAGUGGGUCGACAAGGAGUCUCUGUGGGAGGUGUCAGCGUUCCAGAGCAUCCCGUUCGAGUUUGUGAACGGGCUGUUUAGCACGAAGAAACCGUUCCAGAUGUCGGACUUUGUGAACGGUUUGACACUGGCUGGGGGUCAAAAUAUCGUUUCCGAUCUCACCUGCACACCCCAUGUUUUCAACUGUGUGCGGAUGUACGGAAAUGACGCACGAACUCGGCACCAUUUUGCACUGUCGGUCAUCAACAAGGGGUCCACGAAAGUGGAGUUCACCCACCUUGUGGAGGCCGGCACCUCGUCUAAGCACUGCAUCGAGUACAAAUCAGAUAUCCCCUUCAACAGCGCACUGGACAGCUUCCCAGCGCAGUUCCGAGAAGACACCCCCACAUUGUGCUCUGUGGGGGUCACAAAUUCCCCACGCAAGUGGUUCCAAGAAAUGGCCGGGGUAGUUUCCAAGUAUUAUCGCGGAGAUGACAGGCAGGACUUGAAAAACGACAUGGAAACCAUUAGCGAGCAGUACGUGUGGGGCUACGAGUCGGACGACGAAGAUCUCAGCAACCAGAGCUCUCAUUCUAGCAGAGAUGCACAUGGCGAUGUAACUGGAUCUCCAGAUCAAGUAGGUGAAAGCACCACCGGUGGAGGUGGAGGAGAAAGUACCCCACACCAAGUCGGCAACGGCCUUCUCAGCACCCACGUAAGAAAGGGAACCAAGGUGGUUGUAUUUGAAAGGCUUGAUGUCAGCCAAGGCAGCGUCCAAUCUGGUCUGGACCUUGGAUUUUUCGUCAGAGUUGGAAGAUCUGACCAAUUCAGCCUCCAAGUCGUCAAUGGCAGCUCUCUUGGCGAAAGUAGAAGCAAGGUAGUGUCCCUCUUGGUGAGCAACUUGACCGGUUGGUGGGUGGCCGGUGAAGGCACAGUCACCAACAGCGUAAACGUUCUCAGUACCCUUGACCUUGAGGUUCUCAUCCACAAGAAGACCUCUUCUAGCACCGGCUUGACCCUCAAUCUUCUUGAAAAGACCGGUGGUGAAGUCAGUAGGACGGAUACCACCGGCCCAGACAAGCAUACCGUAUGGAAGCUCCUUCUUCUCGGUGCUUCCGUCCUUUUGCUUGGUGGAAGCGGUGAUGACAGUGUCGGUAACGUUGUUAACGGCAGUGUUGACGAGCAACUGGAUGUCGUUCUCAGCAAAAGUCUUUUGAGCGUAAGUCCACAGGCUCUUGGAGAAAGAGUUCAAAACGUUUGGCAAAGCCUCGAUCAAAGUGACCUUGACUUCCUUGGCGAUUUCCGGCAUCCAUUUGCUCAAGUCCUCGUCAACGUAGUCCUUCAAUUCACCGGCAAAUUCGACACCAGUUGGACCACCACCAACAACAACAAAGUGCAACAGUCUCUUUCUCUCGGCACUUCCUUCAGGGAACAAAGAAGCCUUCUCGACAGACUCCAAGAUCUUUCUUCUGACCUGGAUGGCGUCUGGCAACUCCUUCAAGAAACAAGCAUAGUCGGCAACACCUGGGAUGUUGAAAGUGGAUGGCUGAGCUCCAACAGCAACAACCAAGUAGUCGUACUUAACUUCCUUCUCAACAGCAGACGAGUCUGGGAACUUGAUCUUCAACGAGUUGUUGGAGUAGUCCAAGUCAGUAGCGUCGGCUUCGUAGUAGGUAACUUCGGCAGGAGUUCUCUUGGCAAUCGAUCUGAUUGGCUCAACAAUCGAUCUUGGCUCGAUGGUUCCGGUAGGGGCAGAUGGCAACAGAGGAGUGAACAAGAAGUAGCUUCUUGGAGAAAUGAUGGUGACCUUGUAAAGGCUGGUGUCGAGGUCCUUCAACAUGGAUGCAGCACCCCAACCACUUCCGAGAAUAACCAGGUGCUUCUUCUCAAUACCGGCAGCGGUCAAGUCAGUUUGUGGCUUCUGGCUCUUUGGGUUGGCCUCUCUGUAGAUGGAGAAACCAAACCAGGUAGUUGCCAAAACGGUACCGAUGGCACCCACAUCGAAUGGGAUCUUGAAGAGCUUGUGGAACAAGGAUUUCCGUUGAGCAGAGGAAACAACAACCGAAGAGCUGAAAGCUCUGGUGGUGGCGAGAUUAAGGCGAACGGCCCGUCUAGCUGCCAACAUAGUGGAUAA
Molecule: messenger RNA, 2913 nt
Organism: Ogataea philodendri
Lineage: Eukaryota; Fungi; Ascomycota; Pichiomycetes; Pichiales; Pichiaceae
Exons: 2
Coding region: 1-2913 (970 amino acids)
Biological process (GO): mitochondrion distribution
Cellular component (GO): cytoplasm
Source: RefSeq, a predicted model, not a curated record